GUGUUUUGUCUUUGAGAACGCAAAAACCUUCAAAUAUAGCAUGACCUUAUCAACUAAUGUGCUCCCCGAUUGGAUUCCGCUCUUCAGUUUGACAGGUAUUGCUUCGUCUUUCGGGUCACUGUUCAGUUUGGCUGUCCUUUACGUCCUCGCCACGCUUAUCUACAAUGUCUUUUUUCAUCCACUCAAGCAUAUCCCCGGUCCGCUUUUUGCACGUGCCUGCGGCAUCCCAUAUGCCGUUCGCAUGCGAAAUGGCAACAUCAUUCCCUGGAUUCGAGAGCAACACGAAAGAUACGGCGACGCCGUCCGUCUAGCUCCAAGCGAAGUCUCGUUCAUCUCCGGGGAGACUGCAUGGCCGGAUAUAUAUGGCUUCCGCACGGGGAAGAAGUAUAAGAACACUGGCGCUUACUCAAAAGAUCGGAGCUGGUUUCCUACGCCAGUCAACAAAGUUUGGUCUCUACUCGGUGCUAACGAAGAAGACCACUCCCGCAUGCGCCGUAACGUCUCCCAUGCUUUUAGUGACAAAUCACUGAGACAGCAAGAAACACUCGUCCAAUCCUACGUCGAUCUCCUGGUCCACCGCUUAGGCGAGAACGCCGCAGAGGGGAAAGACGUUGACAUUAUGCGCUGGUAUAACUGUACGACCUUUGAUGUCAUUGCUGAUCUCUCCUUCGGAGAGCCACUGUACUGCCUCCGCGACAAUCAGUACCACAACUGGGUUAACAUGAUCCUCGCAUCAAACAAAGCCGGCGCAUACAUCGCCAUCCGAAACAAGUAUCCGCUGUUCAAAUACUACGAUAUAGUAAAAGGCACCUUCAAAGACACCAAGGGAUCCGAACGUGCCCGCAUAGAGUUCUACAGGUUGACGCACGACAAAGUGGAGAGCAGAUUAGAGAAGGGAGCAGAGGGCCGACCAGACUUCUUCAGCUUCAUCAUCAAGAACCAAGAGACUGAAUCCAAAGCUCUAACUCGCAAAGAAAUGGAUACGAAUGCGCUUGGUUUCCUCAUCGCUGGCUCAGAGACGACUGCUACCGCCCUCUCAGGCACCACCUACCUCCUUCUCAAGAAUCCAGCAGCAUACGCCAAGUUGGUCCACGAGAUCCGCAGCACUUUCACCUCUCACGCUGAAAUUACAAUCGAGGAGGUCAACAAGUUGGAAUAUAUGAUUGCCUGUCUCCAAGAGGGACUCAGAUACUACCCUCCUGUACCUAGUGGCUUCCCGCGUGUUGUUCCCCCAGGAGGUGAUCACAUUUCCGGGCAUUACAUCCCCGGAGGAACCUCUGUGUAUGUCUCUCAACAUGCUUCCAACCGCUCGACGCGCAAUUUCAAGGAUCCUGACGCAUACGUUCCGGAGCGAUGGGUAGGUGACGAGCGAUAUAAAGAUGAUAAUCAUGAUAGCAUGAAUCCGUUCUCUUUUGGGCCUAGAAACUGCUUGGGCAAGAGCUUGGCGUACGCGGAAAUGCGUCUCAUACUCGCCAAAGUCCUGUUUAACUUCGACUUGGAGAUUGUGAAUGAUAGCCAGGACUGGAUGAAGGAACAAAAAACCUAUGCGCUUUGGGAGAAGCCGAGUUUGAUGGUCAAGUUGAAAUCUGUGCAGCGAUGAGCGAUAGCCCGCGUGAAACACUGCAAUAGUAAGUUAUGAUUGAAAAGGAAUGCAUGGGUUUACGACAUAUCAACGAGGGUGGGGAAUGAUUGUGCCGUAGAGAGAUUAUUAGUACGCGCACGUAAGACGGAAACGCUGGAUGGCUCAAGGGAUGAGGUCUGCGAGACUGUGGUAGGAGUGUCUCCGUUUUGGGCUUGGGAAAUCUAAGACGCGCAUCAGCAUGACGUACAAAUCAUGGUUAGUUUGAGCUUCGUUCUCCUGGCUCGAUGAGCAUGUGGAGCGUGUGUAAAUGAAACACAUUUUCCUCAAUAAACAGAGUACUAUCUGGUUGAGAGAAACCCG
Cucurbitaria berberidis CBS 394.84 is the source of this 1942-nucleotide messenger RNA. RefSeq names its product cytochrome P450 monooxygenase-like protein. Lineage: Eukaryota; Fungi; Ascomycota; Dothideomycetes; Pleosporales; Cucurbitariaceae. The transcript is spliced from 4 exons. The record is from RefSeq and is a predicted model, not a curated record. Gene Ontology annotation, molecular function: iron ion binding; monooxygenase activity; oxidoreductase activity, acting on paired donors, with incorporation or reduction of molecular oxygen. Bases 41 to 1600 code for a protein of 519 amino acids.